Gavialis gangeticus (Gharial) is the source of this 2345-nucleotide messenger RNA. It is a transcript of the gene DFFB, whose product is annotated as DNA fragmentation factor subunit beta. Gene Ontology annotation, molecular function: DNA endonuclease activity. The transcript has 7 exons. Gene Ontology annotation, cellular component: cytoplasm; nucleus. Bases 35 to 1036 code for a protein of 333 amino acids. NCBI's taxonomy places the organism in Eukaryota, Metazoa, Chordata, Crocodylia, Gavialidae. Gene Ontology annotation, biological process: apoptotic DNA fragmentation; apoptotic process. The record is from RefSeq and is a predicted model, not a curated record.
CCUGCGCGCAUGCGCACUGGGGCCCGGCCGCACCAUGGCCCAGCGGCCCCGGCUCGCCAAGGUGCGUGGGCUGCGCGGCGCGCGGAAGUACGGGGUGGCAGCGGCGAGCCUGCAGGAGCUGCUGCGCAAGGGGGCCAAGCUGCUGCAGCUUCCUGGAACGGGCUGUCGGGCGUGUCUGUAUGAGGACGGGACAGAGGUGACUGACGGCUACUUCCGCCACAUGCCAGAUAACACAGACCUUGUAUUACUAGCCCCAGGGGAGACCUGGCAAGGGUAUGUCAGUGAUGUCAGUCACUUCCUAAAUGCAUUUUACAAACGGAAAGAUGACAUUGUUGAGGCUGCCCAGAGACUGCUAUCUGAUAAACAGGCUCCCAUGACACAGAAGCUGCUACUGGAUCUCAUUCAUAACUUAAGUGAAAAUAUUGUGGCAGAAGAUAGAGAGGAAGAUGAAAAGUGGUUUGAUGGUAUAGAGCCUCGGUUUAGGAAUAAAUCAAGUUACAUGAGGUACAGUUGUGAAAGCCGCAUACGAAGUUACAUGAAAGAGGUUAGCAGUUAUAUUUCAGCUGUUGAUCCAACAGCACAAGCCAAAUAUAAAAGCAUCAGUGACCUUAUGUUGGACAAACUGAGAUCUGUGAAAUAUAAUGGAUGUUACUUUGACAGAAGAGAAGAGGCGGCAGCCCGCAUUUGCACCUCAGAGGGCUGGUUCUCUUGUCAGGGGCCGUUUGAUAUGGAUGCCUGCCUGUGUAAACAUUCACUCAACCCCUACAGUAACAGGGAGAGCAGAAUCCUCUUCAGUACGUGGAAUCUUGAUCAUGUAAUAGAGAAGAAACGUACUGUUAUUCCAACUCUGGCAGAAGCUGUCAACAAGCAAGAUGGAAGAGAAGUGAACUGGGAAUACUUCUACCAGUUGCUCUUUACUAUGGAUAAUCUCAAGCUUGUACAUAUUGCUUGCCAUAAGAAAACCAAUCAUAAUCUUGGCUGUGAUAAAACUAAAAUUUACAGGAAAAGGAAACGCAGAUGCAAGGUCUUGAAGUGACAUCCUUGGAAUGUCUCUUUGCUAUUGUUUUAAAAAGCUACACAAAGGAUGUCUGCUUUCCUAACGCACUGUAUGAAGUAAUCAGAUCUCUUCUGCUUGGUCAAAUCCCAUUGCAGUCGAACUUAACAAGAACAGAAAUCAUCCUAUUUUCCAUACCAUUGGUGCUGGCUGCCACUCAUCUGUACAAAGCAACACCUAUAAUUUCUAGUAUGUUCACAUGCAAGUGGAAAAAGGUACCUGAUGCCAAGUGUUGUGGCUUUGGAGGUUCUCCGUUUGGCCAGAAGCACCACACGGAGGCAGCUAAAACUCCAAAAACCUGUACUGGAUUUUUUUUACUUCUACUGUUGCUUCUAUUUUAAACCAAAAAGGGGGUCUUCUAAAAAGAAAAAUCCAUCCUUCUUGCUGAUUCCUAAUCCUGAACUGUUUGGUAAGUGGUGAAUAAGGGGAAGGUUUUACUGACCUCAAUACUGGUAAAGUUACUUGUGAUUUUCAGAAGGGACUGACAAAUUUAGGUUCACCAGUCCCAUUAGCGAGACAUAACCUGUCCUCAAACAUCUAGGCAUUUUUGAAAAUCUCCCUUUAUACUGACCACAAGCUGCCAGAUGGUUCAAGACUAUUACACUCUGGAUAGAUUUGAAUAAGCAAGAGGCAAAAGGUUUAGCAUCUCAUUCAUCAAGUGAGCCUCAACCUCUUUACUAUUGUAAGUUCAGGUCCACAAAUCAAGCUGCAGAAAAACCAAGUUGUUUCUGCAAAUAACUACUAGCUAGCCAAACCAAAUCCUGCUUUAAGUCUUAAGCAUGCAAAGAAGUUAGUUUGUACCUUAUGUUCUUUAGAUGUUCAGCAACCCUGCAACUCAGAUUUACAAAAGCUGAAUUAUUGGCAAAGCCAGUAACCAUCCUUUGUUCUAGCCUCUGCUCUAACUACUUCCAAACUAUUUGUACUGACAUUGGUUUGUGCACAUAAAUUCUGUAGAGCCUAGUAAGGCUAUGGCAGAGCUGCUGCUCCAACAACAGUGCUCUGUUCCUCCCCCCCCCUUACAUUCAUCUUGAAGCUUGCUUGCCUUUUAUUUCUGUGGGGAGAACAGUCCUGCCUAGGUAGGAUAUUAAAGAAAAAGCAGGUUUAUGUUGGUUCUCUCUGAGACUGUUCAUUCAGCAAUGCUGUUCCUACCUCCAUGAUUUUGGAACAAGAUGUCAAUGAGCCACUUUAUAAAAGACUUGGUCAGGCAAAUCCUCAGGUACUAGCUGGAUGAGAAACUUCAGUGCAUCUUUGUAUUUUUUUUUAAGUAAUAAAGAACUAUUGCCAUCUCUCA